Messenger RNA from Pristis pectinata (smalltooth sawfish), 1299 nucleotides. Its product is annotated as TANK-binding kinase 1-binding protein 1-like. The record is from RefSeq and is a predicted model, not a curated record. The coding region runs from base 172 to 1095 and encodes 307 amino acids. Gene Ontology annotation, cellular component: cytoplasm. NCBI's taxonomy places the organism in Eukaryota, Metazoa, Chordata, Chondrichthyes, Rhinopristiformes, Pristidae. Gene Ontology annotation, biological process: canonical NF-kappaB signal transduction. The transcript is spliced from 10 exons.
UAGAGUGAGUGAGACAACCACUGCCAGAUGGGGUCCCAGGAUCGACCAACAAUACGGGAUGUGGAUACAUUUUUGGAAGAUCAGUGAAUUUGAGCAGUGGACCAGUCUUGAGGGGCCAAGUGACCUACUCCUAGUUUAUUGACACAAGAAAUUUCCCAAUGACUGCCUACUAUGGAUUCUUACAACUUCGAAGAAGAUAUCAGUAUUCUGACACAAGAAGGACUGCAUGAUGAGGAGGACUGGGUCGAUACCCCCAACACAGACCUGACAGGAGAGGAACACUCCGCUUCCCACUUUGCCCUUAUCACUGCCUACAACGAUAUCAAGCAGAGGUUGAUUGGGAUGGAGAGAGACAACUCCACUUUGAAGAGGAAACUCAGACAGUAUGAUCUCAAGUUUUCCUUCUCUAAUGAAUGUGGGGACGAUAGGAAAUCACCCCAAGGCUUGCUCGAUGCUACUCUGCUGCGCAAUGAGAACAGACGUCUGAGGGAACAGCUGGACCAGCUCCGGAAUCAGCUUCAAGACAGCAAAGAGAGGGAGGAUCACCUGGAUGAGGUCAUUCAAGCCUAUGAAAAGAUACGUUUGGAGAAAGAAGACCUCAAUCACCAGCUGGAAGAAAUGACAGUCCUGGUGGAAGAUCACGUCUCGACAAUUCAGAGGCUGGAACAGGCUCUGAGACUGAGAGACAGUUCCGUUCAGAUACUCAGUGACCAGCUCCAGGAGAAGGACGAGCGGAUUAUACAGCUGAGCCCACUGCCCAGUGGGCCUCAUGUGCUGGAGAGCCCACGGCAUCAGCAGAGCUCCCGGACCCUGGGCCAACAGCUGGACGAGCAGCAGGUUCAGCUACUGCAGGACGAGGUGGAUGAGCUCCAGAGGAAGCUGCGGAAUUGCCAGUGGCGGGAGGGGCAGUACAAGGAGGAGUGCGACCGUCUCCAGUCACAGCUGAGCCAGCGCAGUCUGCAGGAAAGCUGCGCGCAGGAGCUGACCUGUGACCCCCAUGACAUGGAGUGGAUAAGAGUACAGAAGAAGAUCAGGAAAGGCUGGUGGUGGCCUACAGUGAGCUGGCCCAGGAGUUCUGCCGUCUGCGCAGCCUGACCGAAGCCCAGACCGAGAUCCUAACCAGGCUCUCUGAGGAGCAAUCAACUAACAACGUCCAUCCCCAAUCCUCAGUUUACGUGAAGCAAGAUGCCUACUCCAGCUAUCCCCGGAGCACAAGGCAUCCUCUCCAAGCCACCUUCCAAAGCCGUCGCAGUUACUCCGAAGUCGGCGACACCAAAGCGUACCACCACACAAUGUCAU